CCCGUGUCCUUAUUUGAUUUGACUGGAAAGCUCGUCCCUGACGAGAGUAUCGUAACCGAAAAUAGCAAAACAGAAUUGUGACGUCAAGAUCCGAUCCAAAAUGGCGAGCUCAAACGGAUUGUUUCCAUCAACUCUCUUCAAAUUUGACAAUUUGGAACGACCAGUACAGCUCCACCUUCAAAAUGUCUAUGCCACUUUGGGCAUAGGGAUGCUGUCGGCUGCUGUUGGUGCCUACGUUCAUCUCUUUACAGAGAUUCUGCAGGCAGGACUCCUGACAACCAUUGCAGCAAUCUGCCUGUUGAUUUGGCUAGCAAGCACACGCCAUGCUAAGGAAAAUUUGAACAUGCGCAUGGCCAUAUUUACAGGAUUUACUUUCUGUUCAGGUGUGUCACUGGGCCCCCUUCUUGACUUGGCCAUUACAAUUGAACCAAGCAUUAUUGCCACUGCUCUGCUUGGCACAGCAGUUGUGUUCAUCAGCUUCAGCUUGGCUGCCCUGUACAACAACCAACGCACCUACUUGUACAUGGGAGGGUUUCUUAUGUCAGCUUUGUCCUGGCUUCUGAUUCUUUCCAUUGGAAAUCUUUUCUUUGCCUCGAGACUUCUUUUUGAUAUAAACCUCUAUGCAGGCCUAUUCCUCUUUUGUGCCUUUGUUCUGUAUGACACCCAGCUCAUUGUGGAGAAGCGUCGUCAUGGAGAUGAUGACUACAUCUGGCACUCUGUGGAUUUGUUUCUGGACUUCAUCAAUAUUUUCCGCAGGCUGAUUAUCAUCCUUUCAAGAAAGGAGAAUGAGAAAAAGAAGAGGAACUGAAGCGUACCUUUGCAAGUAUUGUUCAGAUAUUCUCCAGCUGCAGAGUACUCUACACCAGUGCUCAGAAGAUGCUUUUUCUCUUUUUUGUGUCCUGUGCAGCUGCAUGUUGUUUUGUGCAUGGCAGUGUCUUUACCGAAUUUUGUCACAAAAUGGUGAUGGACAGUUUAGUUCAGCUGUGAAUUUUUGUCUUUAAAUGAGGAUUUGAUGUGACCAUAUCCUUCUACAAUGGAGAUAGUGGAUUCUUUAUAUAAAAAAAAAAUUGUUUUGAAGCACUUGUCAGUCUCAUGGUACCUGUUUUGAAAUUGUUGUCAAGCAACUGCAUGUAGCAUUUAGGUGUUAAUAACAAUUUUAUGCCAUUGCUGAAUGAAUGUGAUGUAAUUGGUAUAUAAUCAUAAUUAUCCAGUAAUUCAGCACUUAUAAAGACUAUCAGUCAAUAACCAUUGUAAUGCUGUUGUAAACAGAGGGCAUCUUAGAUACAUUCACCAGCAAAAAAAAAAAAUUUUUUUUUUGUGUGUGAUCAGAGGGGGUAGUAAGCAAAACAUCAACUUAGUGUUUUAAUGUUGAGUUACCUGCUGAUAGGGGGGAUCAUUUUCUUGGGUCUCGUUUUUGCCUCUGGAAUUGGGGAAAACCCGUUUCUGGCUUUUCACUUUACAUAAAUUUAGACGUGUUAAGAACUUAAAUGUUUUCCCCUAUAAAAAAAAUGUAUUGAAAUGAACAUUACUACCCAAGAUUUUCAGUUUUUAUUAUGCUCCCCACUUCGGAUGAACAGAUUAACGAUGAUAAACACAUUUUUCCAUGGUAAUUGUAGUUACUGUGUAAUUUCUACAAAUAAAUGUUUCUGUACUAAA
Molecule: messenger RNA, 1656 nt
Organism: Pomacea canaliculata
Lineage: Eukaryota; Metazoa; Mollusca; Gastropoda; Architaenioglossa; Ampullariidae
Product: bax inhibitor 1-like
Exons: 9
Coding region: 101-808 (235 amino acids)
Biological process (GO): negative regulation of RNA splicing; negative regulation of endoribonuclease activity; cellular response to unfolded protein
Cellular component (GO): mitochondrial membrane
Molecular function (GO): enzyme binding
Source: RefSeq, a predicted model, not a curated record